AAUGAAUGUUUAUUUCAUCUUGAAUACACUUUCAAGAAAGGUGCAGGGGCAAAAGGCGCACAGCGCCUGACAGGGGCCCCUGUACCCCCAAUAUAAGCUUUUAUUAUACAUUAUUUACUGGUAGUUCAUUGGCAGUGAGCGGACACACACAACGUUACACACUUUAACACAUUAUACACGAGUUUACACAAACUGAGAACAGAAAUAACAAAAAAAAAUUUUGGGUUACAGUUUGUUUACUAAUAUAGAUAAUAUAGAUAGUAAUAUAUAGUUCACAGUCAAUAACGUAAAGGGUAUACAGGUAAAUUACCAUAGUACACUAAAGUAACCAUGAACAUGUACGUAUCCACGUAAAACAGAAAAAACAGAAAAAAAGGGGGUAUAAUAUAGUUAUGUAGCAAUAAUCACUCUCUCAAACACUGUGUUAGUAAAAAUUCUUUCACAUGGUUUUUGAAGGCGUUUCUUGUCAUACUGAAAUCAAUGUUAUCUUCUAGCUUAUUUAGGAUUGUUAGUACUUGGUACCUGGUUGUUUGUUCACCAUACUUGGUCCUUGUGUUUAGGGUCCGUUUUCUUUUUAGUCUCAUAUCGUAAGGAGCUUCAUUAAUGUUAUCAUGUAUAUGGAGUGCAUUUUUAUAUAUAUACUGCAGUAGUUUAAAAUCGUAAACGUCGUUAGCUUUAAGCAUUCGGUAUUUAAAAAAUAAUGGUAAUGUGCUUAGUUCAUGACAUGGUCCCUGAUAGUUUUCGUAAAUGCGCAAUAUUUUCUUUUGUAGAAUAAUGAGCCUGUUGUAGUUAGCUUUUGUUGUGGUACCCCAUACCAAUAUGCCGUACGAUAAUCUGGAGUAGAACAGUGAAGUAUACAGAUUUUGUUUCAGCCAAAUAGGUAUUAAGUGUGCAAUUUUAUACAAGCAUCCAACAGAUCGGGAGAGUUCGGUAGUUAAAUUAUUAAUGUGUACAUUCCAUGAAAGGUGCUCUUGGAACCAAACACCAAGAAACUUUUGCUCUUUAACCCUGGUUAUCUGUUGCCCUUCAAAAGUUAAAACUAUUUCUCUACUUAGUGGUUUGUUAAGUGCACGAAAUAUUAUGUACUUUGUUUUUGUUGUGUUAAGCUGCAGCCUAUUUUCCCGGAACCAGGCCGCGAGGGAUGUAAUAUAAGUGUUGGCCCUUCUUUCUAAAUCUGUUAAAUCUGUGGAAGUAAAAAAGAUAUUAGUAUCAUCGGCAUACAUAAUGAGUUCAGGAGAGUUGGGUAUAGUUACAAUGUCAUUAACGUAAACAAGAAAUAAAAACGGUCCUAAUAUUGACCCCUGUGGAACGCCUUGUGUUAACUUUAGCUGUGAUGAUGUGGCAUCUUUUAUUUGCACGAUCUGAUAGCGGUCACUUAAGUAGUUUUUAACGAGCUCUAAUACAACUCCCCGCACACCAUAUCUAGACAGUUUGUGCAGUAGGAUAUCGUAUUUUAUUGAAUCAAAUGCUUUCUUUAAGUCGAGAAAUAAACCAAGUGUUAACUUUUUACUGUCAAUGUUAGUAAGUAUGCUAUCUUUAAUAUAGCACAACGCUUCUUCGGUUGAUCUAUUUUUUUGAAAUCCAUAUUGGCUACUAGACAAGAUUUUGUGUUUGUCAAAAAAAGAAAUUAGCCGUUGGUUAAUCACACUUUCAAAGAUUUUGGACAAAAUGGGGAGCACCGAUAUUGGUCGGUAAUUUGAUAAAUUAUUUCUAUCACCUCCUUUAAAUAUAGCUCUUACUCGUGCUAUCUUAAGUUUAUGUGGGAAAACACCGGUUGUUAGCAUGAGAUUAAUAAUGUGAGCAAUUGUCCCCGAAACAAAGUGAGAUAUUUGUUUUAAUUCUUUGGAGCCAAUUUCGUCAAUUCCAGGGGCGACGUUACUUUUCAGCAGCCUUAUGGACGCUUCCACUUCGGUAGGAGAUGUUGGUUGCAUGAAUAUUGUUUGUUCUAACAUGGGUAUAGCUGUAAUAUUAGUCUCACAAUCAGUGGCAUUAGGCUCUUCAUAACAUCCUGCAUUUAUGAAGUGGGCAUUCAUUGAGUUAGCCAGAUCCUGACCACAAGUCGUUCUACCAUUUAUAGUCAUUUCAUUUAUAUCACCAAACUGUUUUUUUCUAUUUGUUAAUGCAUUUACCAUUUCCCACACCUUCUUAGGGUUGUCAUAAAUGUUCUCAAAUUUUGCUGUGUAGUAAUUAUUUUUAGCUUUUCUUAAAUCAUUGUUCAGAGAAUUUCGGAUUUUUUUGUAUCUACGAAACACUUCAGGAUCCCGGCAGCCAAGGAAUUCGUGGUAUAAUUUAUUCUUAUCCUUUAUACGUUGAUAUAGAUUUUUGUUUAUCCAAGGUUUUCUAUAUUUUUUAUUUCUACGCACCACGAUUCUCUUGAAUGGAAAUGCUUUAUCAAAACAGCUAUAGACCAUGUGAAAAAACAUAUCAUAUGCAAUGUCGACAUCGCUCUGCUCUAAUAUAACGCUCCAGUCCUGCUCUUGAACUAGGUUAACGAAUGCCUCGCGUGAGCUUUCACUGAAGUUUCGUAGAAAUGAUACCUGCUCAUCAGCCUCAUUUUUAUAUCGAGUAGUUAGAAGAAAGAGUGGCAGAUGGUCGCUAAUAUCGGAAGAAAAAACACCCGGUUUUAUAUAAUCUGCACUGAGGUUUGUUAUACAGACAUCCAAUAACGUAGCACUGUGUGUUGUGAUUCUAGUGGGUAUAUCUAUAUAAUUUUGACAGGCAUACGUUGACAACAGGGUCGUAAAUUCUCUAGAGUACGGGUCUGAGGAUUUCAGGUCAAUAUUUAUGUCUCCCAUAAUGACAAAUGUGCCCCUAUUGAAAGCAUUGUCACAUAACAGUGUCUCAAAGAAAUGAAGAAAAUGUUCUUUUUUUCCUAACGGUGGCCUAUAGACAACUACUGUUAGUAUCUUGCCAACGAGUAAGGCUAAACAUUCCACAUCGUCAUUAAUGACGGAUAGGUGAGGCAGCUUCUCACGUGCAAGUGUGUCCUUAAAAUAUAUAGCAAGGCCCCCUCCCUUCCUUACGCUACGGCACAAAUGCUCAGAAUGGUACCCAGGUAGACACGGUACUUCAUUUCCAUGAAUCCAAGUCUCUGUGAACAUUAUCACGUCGAAUGAUACAGUACAGGAGCCUAGAAAGUGGGUAAUGUCAUCAACUUUAUUGCUGAUGCUCCUGCUAUUGAUAUGCAGAAAGCAAAAAUUAUUUUUGGAGAGAGAGAAUUUAGAAUUAAAAGCAUCAAUCGUGUAAUAAUUUAUCUCAUCUUCUAGCACGGCCAUGACAAGAAUGAGGGUCAAAAAUGUUCAGAUGACGCUACGCUCGAAGGCUCCACACAAACUUCUGGGAUGACGCCCCCUGUAGUGGUGCCUUUGCGCAGCACAUUCGUGCCUCAAACAGCUGUUGCGGCAGCACCGACACCAGCGGUGGCUACAACACCGAAGCCAGUGCUUGCGACAACACCGAAGCCAGCAGCUGUGGCACCACGGACACGAGUGGUCGCGACAACACCGAAGACUACAGCUGCGGCGCCACCGACACCAGUAGUUGCGACAACACCGAGGCCAGUGCUUGCGACAACAAGGAAGCCAGUGCUUGCAACAACACCGAAGCCAGCAGCUGUGGCGCCACCGACACCAGCAGAUGUGAUACCACCCACCCCAGCUAGGAAACCACCGACACCAAUGAGGGCACCAUCGACAACUACUGUAGUCCCUAAACCACCCACUGCCGGCCAAACAACGAGACCAGGCCCGACAACUCAGGCACCGCUGCCGAAGGGAUCCCUGCUGUGCACACUAGGGGCUGGUUUCAAGAAGUCAAAGUACACGUUUCCCCCCGACGGACUCUGCACCAUAAUCACGUUCCACUCGGUGUACAAGGGCGAUGACACAUUGGCACCACCCUACAAGGAAGACUUCCAGUACUUCCUAGAUACGUCUAAGCAGGCCAAGUACUCUCAAUUUGGAAUCGGCAUCGCGCAGGAAACAUGCACCGACCGAGCCACCAUGACAAAACUUACCAGCAACGUUUCGACGAAGAUGCAUUUAGAUGAGCUGUGGGACCGCUACCGGAUAUACCACUAUGGUCAAGUGAGCGGAAGUAUCUUAUUCAGAGGAUUAGUUCCUUUUAUUUCUGCGACGUUAGCAGCGACGGGAUUGCAGAUGAUCACCAAGAUAAUGAAUGAUAAAAGACACUCUAAACUACGGCCGAGCUAUACCAUUCUCCACAAUUGGCUGCUUUAUCCAGGAGACGCUCGGUACAUUGGAAUGGCAUUGUCGGAUGUGCCGGUGGAUAUUUUUGUUGUGAAUGUGCACCAUCACGAACCCGAUAUCAACUCCGUUCACUGCCGCAUCGUGCCACCAACCAUACUAACCGCGGACGUCUUGGAGAAUGUUCCAAAGGAUUGGUUUUACAGCAUCCGCAUGGGCACCAGCAUAAGUCUUCUUGCAGCCACCCAGCGGUUCUGGCCUUCGAACAUGAUGUAUGCUAUGUCCCUGGGCAUGGCUGGUCGGUGGUACGCAGCAUGUCAUAGAGGCCCCUUGACGCGUAAGGGGCCCGAUGGCUAUACGCUCGGCAAUAGAUGCGGGGCCGCGUGCAAGGAAAAGAAGCUCCUGCCAGAGGAUCAGAUCACCGAGAUUGCCCGGGCCUGCUCGCGUCCUGCCUUCAACAAUUCAUUCUACCAAGACAGGACGUUCAACGCCCUCGUUAGUUACGACGACCCAGCAGGAUUGGUCUUCACCUAUGACAGCCCUCGCAACCUUCGUACCAAGCUCUGCAAAGCCAAGAAGAAUGCGACAAGCGUGCAAUACACCUUUGUCGCUGCGGACAUCCAGCUGGAGGACGCCCAUGGUAUCUGCGGCUACGGGCCAUUCCCUCGGCUAUACAUGCUCAAGAAGCUGGCGGCAUUCUUUGCUUAUAAUUACACGUCUGCCGGUAAGGAGACACAGUGCAGGGCCGUCACAUAUUAAUAUACGCUCAAUUGUUGCUACCAGCUCAUGCUCAUAGAAAAAAAAUUUCGUGCGUAAAUAAAUAAAGUGAAAUUAUAGAUUU
Molecule: messenger RNA, 5046 nt
Organism: Dermacentor albipictus
Lineage: Eukaryota; Metazoa; Arthropoda; Arachnida; Ixodida; Ixodidae
Source: RefSeq, a predicted model, not a curated record